AUUGGAGCAGGUAACCUGACCUUGUAUUCUGAUUGGGCAGCUAUAGGCAGUUUUCCAUCAGGAUCAGGAUAUGAUUACUGCAUUAUCAUCGUUAGUUGUUCACCUGAAUUCGUUGGUUCAAUCUUAUCAUUAAGACUAAAAACUAUGAUUGACGACAUUAUUGUUCAUUGUCUGGAAGAACUCGCAUUAGACGGAGAUUUAGGCUGUAAUCUUGAUAGAUUAUGGGAAUUUGUUCAGAAUUUUUUCGAUCAACGAUUGAGAGAUAGGAAAGUUCUCUCUAUUCAGUCUGAAUCUUCUACACAAUCAUCCAAAACUUCCAUACCAUGCUUAGACGACUUAUACAAAUCGUAUUUUUGGUCGCAGUUUGUGGACGCUAAAGUAUUAGUUUUUUUCCUUUCAAAUGUGAACGCAAAUGAUGAAUCAACUCUAGAUGCAUCAACGGAUCUGACGAAUGAAAACCUUAAUAUGAAACAAGGUGAAAUUUUGUUAGAUAAAAAUAGAAUUGUGAAAAUGUCUCUUCAAGAUGUGCAAAUUAAUUAUGAUGGAUUCCGAAUAAAAACUAUACCUGAAUAUCAAAAGCGGAUAAUAUUUGGAUCUAUUGAUGUAUGGAUUGUAUUACCUACUUACAUUGCUCGACAUCGUGCAAUUGGUGCCACUCAAGCAGAUAUGGCAAAAGAUUUACAGAUAGAUCCAAGAUCAUUUUAUCAUUAUGUAAAGACACUUAUCAAUUUAAAGCUAAUAGUAAAGUUACCGGUCGUUACUAAAGGAAUAUAUACAAAUUUAUGUAUUCUCACGAAAUGCGCCUCUCAAAAUCCUGCGUAUUUGGGAAAAUCCGUAUAUCUUCCUACAAACAAUUCAUCUUCUAAUAAUUCACGAUCAUCUCAAUCUUCUGAUUAUACUUUUGAUCCAACGGAUACAGUUAGCGGUGGUGUAUCUUUUAAUUCUGAGUUGAUUAAAAUGAAGUUUACUGAAAUAUUGGGAAAAGCUAAGAAUCAGAUUAUGUUGGCUAAUGACUUAAUGGUAGCAUUGUUUGGAGUAUCGACACCAACAAAAAAACAGCGCCGCUGGUUUAAUAGAACUAUUGGAACGCUAUCACAUCAGGGGUAUAUUGAAAAAGUAAAUGUACCAAAAAAAGACUCGAAUAAACAAUUAGAACGAUGUUUAAGACUUAUUACACAUUAUGAAAAAGGAAAAGAUCCUGAAAUGGGAAAACAUAAUCAUAAACUGACUACAAGUACAUCCGGACUGGCAAUUAAAAGUCAAAAUAUGGCAGAGGAUCAUCAAAAUGGAAUUUAUGUUGAAUUGCCCUUAGAAUAUCAAGUGUAUCAAUUAAUACAAGGCGUCGGUGAAUAUGGAAUUACUGCUGGGGCCAUCAAAAAUUCUUUUGGAAAUAUGAAUCAUCGCGUUUUGGCAAAAAUUCUUGAGCGAUUAGUCAAACCGACACCAUCAGGUUUAAGUCGAUUUACUGUGAAACGUGCUUCUGAAUUUCAAGGUCGCGAAAGAAGAUACCGUUAUUUCUCCCUUGAUGGAUAUAUAAAAUUUGCUACUUCCAGUGGAAUAGCAUUAGAAGAUAAUGUGCAGCAACUUCAAGAAAAUCAAACAUCUCCAAUAUACAUUCAUGAUCCGUUAUGGGGUGUAGAAUUUCUUCAGGAUGGUGAAGAAGAAAGGGAUGUAGACUUUUUACAAUCUCAGGAGUGUAGGGAUCGACGUAAAAGAAAAAAAGAAAAAUGGCGAAUGACACAAUCUGAUGCUAAUCAAAGUGUACCUCCUGAGAAGCCUAUUAAAAAAAAAAGAGGACGCCCCCGUAAAAUUGCUAUUGAUGAUGAAAAACCUGCUGUGCCAAAAGGUAAGGGAGGGAGACCAAAAGGAAGUAAAGACAAAAAACCUAGAAAGCCACCACGAAAAAAAAUGCGGGCCACUCAAAAUGAGGAUGAUAAUGAUGAAACUGAACUGAACGAUGCACAAAAAUUAGAAAUCCAACCUCGCAAACGUAGGGGGAGGUAUAAAAAAACGAUCGAUAAAAAAUUGGGGCCUGAUAUUGAAAUUAGCGAUGUACAGUUAGAUGGUGACGUAACAGUAACUGAUGCCAUUUUAUCUGAUAAAACAACAUCGAUUAUUUCUAAUGUUUCUGGAACUAGCUACGAUGAUAUUAUGGCUUCUACAUUUAAUUUGAAUUCAACCUCCAUAAUAAACGAUCGAGACACUGCUGUUAGCAUGGAUUUGAACAAUUCGCGUCCUUUAUUAGAAAAAGGUGCAACCGAUAAUUGUAGUUCAAGUACAGAUGACCCAAUGAAUGUAUCUACAGAAGUUGGUGUUGAGCAAUCCACUCAACUAGAUUUAUCUCCAACAUUCAUUACUGAAACUUCCGAUUACCCUCAAUUUGAUUUGAUGGAAAUUGAUCCUACUUAUGAUUCUGUGGGUGACAAUAUUGAAUCAAGCUUGAAUACAGAUAUUAUACUUGAGAAUGAUAUGAAUUCCAAUAUUGAAUCAGAGUUAAACGUUUGUAUGGCAUUCAAUGACCUGCCAUCCACUAAUGUUGAGGUGACUGAUGUUCAAAAUUCUCUACCAUUAAAUGGCCAUGAUUGCAUGGAAGAUUUAUCAAUUAACACCAAUGACGAAAAUCAGAUAUGUGCUUCAACAAAUGCUGUUAAGAAACCGAAAAAAUGUGCUUCUAUAAAUGCUGUUAAGAAACCGAAAAAAUCUAUAUCACGUAGGAAAUAUGUAUCACGUAGGAAAACGACUAAAAGGAGGUUUACCAGCUCUGCUUCAAUUACAGCGGCAAUAAGAACAAAUAUGAUAUCGCAAAUUUUAGAACAACAUCAAGUUGUGGAACUCAGUACUGAACUUGUUAAAUUAUAUCAAUAUCAACAAACAUUGAAAGAUGGACCAAAUAGUACGUCUAGCCAUGUAAUUGAUAAGAAAACUCUUAAACGUACUGGUGAAGAUAUGGAAGAAAAAGGCCUUCUUCGAUCCUAUAAUAUAAAGUUGCCAUUAUUAAAUGGUAGUUUUAACACAAAAACCCUUUUUCUUCAUCCAAACUUGACGCCUUCAAGCCCGAUAGUAAAAGAAUAUGUUGCAAAAAUGGAAGAUAGAGCUAUACUUGUUGGUAGAUCUCAUAAGCAGACUAAGAUUGAAGAAUUAGAUAUUGAAGUUGAACCUCUUGAGCAACUUCAAAAACGUCUUGCAGUUGUAGCUGCAGCUGAUGAAUCAAUUAAUAUACUUAGUGUGCCAACAUCGAGUCAAGAACCCGAAUCUUAUGAAACACUUAUGUCUACUAUGUCCUCAAAUGCUAAUUCUGAACCAGUCGCAUCUGAUACACCUGAAGCGUCAGACUCAACUACAGUUAAACCUCAUAUGCAGACUUCUAAUGAAAUGUGGUGGCUUCAUACCGCCCGUGGUUAUGGUUGGAUUAAUGCCAAAAUGAUUCGUGCAAAAAUUUUACAUCAAUAUUUAAUUACUAAAAUAAUUGAAGCAUCUCCUAACGAUUCAUGUAUUGAAAAAAAUGCGAGAACAUUUCAUACAGCAAUACUUCUUCGUGAUCUACCACUUGAAUUAUAUCUUAAAGUCAUUGGACAAUCAAUCCCGAGCCAUCGGCUGACCGAGUAUGUUCGUUCUGGACAAAGCUUGUCAGUAAGCGUUAUUAACCUUCCAUCAGAAUUGCGAGCAGAACUUUUUUCUGGAAAUUAUAAAUUAAGACAAAACUUAAAAAAGUUAAUGGACAUUCUUGUGGCAUUGAAAAUGUUAAAACCAAUUAGGAGAGGUUUUAAUGAACGUGGUGAUCCUGUUUUGGAGAUUGAAAAUAAUGAAUCAAAUGAUUUUGAAGAUGGAUCGUCACAGAUUACGCCAACAUCAUGUAGUCCUCCACAAACCCUUUUAGCUCCAGCGUAUCAAUUAAUGCGUCAUGUUCCAAUGAUUGACUUCUCAGUUUCGGGACCAGAUAGACCAAUUAUCAGAGAUUAUAUACUUGAUUCAGUUGAAGAUGUGACGAUUUAUUGGAAUGAAUUGCAAUAUGUUGCACGACAAAAAAUGGUUGAGACGGGGAACAAAAGUAAUAAUGAAUUAAGUGGCGAUGAAGAGACUUUUAAACCUCGAAAGAAAGUAACACAUGAUGAUGAUCCUUUAGAUCCUUUAAGAUUUAUUACUUUGUCACGUAAUUGGAAUGCAGGCUAUCCUUUAACUUCUAAGCAAAAAAAGAGAUUAGAACAUUAUGUAAAUCGUAGAAAAUCCAAGACGCCUUACGAAGAUGAAGCUUUAUGUAGGCAAAUUGCUCAAGAAUGUAGCCUCCCAUUUACAAGAGUAAGAGUCUACUUUAAGCACAUUGAAAAUAGUUUUGAAAAGAAAAGGAAUGAUGCUAAAGCAGCUAAGCAGAAGGAAAGACGACGUAAGGUUGCAACAAAGUCAAAGAAUUUUUCUGGUAUUGUUACUUCUGCUGAAGGUGAGCCUUCGUUUAAACGAAGGAAAAGAGAAACAAUGGUUCAUAAAGUAGUAAGAAAAACGGGAGAUGCUGUCCAAGCAGUACCUUGUAAUCAUGCUGGGCGUAAAAGUUUGAGAGAAAAGUUUAAGCAAAAAGGAUUAAUAGACACAGGAUCUAUUGCCGAAGAAGAAAAUUUGCCAAUUAUUGCUGAUGAAGAACGAUUUGAGACACAAUAUGAAACGUUUUCACAACGUUCACGUCCAAAAUGGAGUCAACAUGAGGACGAAGUGGUUCUUCAUAUAUAUGUAAUUCUCAAAGUUCGUUCACAAAAAUCAAGGUUCUUAUGGGGUGCAAUAACUAAAGUUUUACCGCACAAAACAACCGAGAAUUGCCGCCGAAGGUUAAAUGUUUUGAUCAAAAAUACGACAACACUAGAAAGAGUGAAUGUAUUGUUGAGUCAAUGGCCAAGGCUGUAUGAAGCCGGAUUGAAAAAUGGACAUAUUGUUGAUGACGAUGAGUCAGAUAUGAUAAAUUUUGAUUUACCAGGACAUUUGGACUACUUUAUGAAGGUUUUACAACAUCAUCCAAGGCAAAGUCCUAAUCCGAUAAUUCCUUUACCUUGUGACAUUCAAACAUACGAACACGUUUUUAUCGAAAGCUACGUGUCGUCAAUGCGUCAGCAAAAUCUAUUUUAUGAAGAUAGACUUGUUGGUGUAGAUUGUUAUGAAAAUUUGGAUAUAAAUGAAAAUGACAUUCAUAUUCAAUGCAUCCAAGCAUUGGUAAAGAUGAUUCUCAUGACUCCAGAUGAUAAAUAUGAUCCUUCACAUGCAUUUUCAAUUCUUAAUUUCUAUCCUGAUGCAAUUGUGAAAAAUGCUAUUGAAAAAUUAAAAGAUACGGGAGCUAUAGUUAAAGUGAAGGGCGGAUCUGAUCGAAGAGUUCCUGUUAUAUCAGGAAGUUUACCUGAUCGUAUGUUUUCGCAGGCCAUAACUUGUCAUAAAAAGUUGACUAUGGCAACAUUAUUUGACCAAUUUUCAGAUAGUGGAGACAUGGCUUGUUUAUUGGAUAAAUUAUCUGCGGGCAAGAUUUCAUUGUCCUUUUCCGAUCGAAGCCAAGAUUUAUUUACCACAUGUAUUAUACCAAACCACCGAAGUAGAAAGAUUGAUCCUGCUAAACUUCACUUUGAUGUGUUGGUUACUCCAAUACAAAAGUCAAUCCAUAAUGAGGAAACAAAUCACACUAUUACAAGUGAAGAAGACGAGUUUCCCCACAGUUUAGUAAAAGCUCGAGCAAACAAUUUGUCUUCAAUGACUUUGCAAGCUGAAGAACUAGUUGCCUUUCAGCAACUUCUUAAACUGCACGACACUAAUACUAAAGAAUGCCUUAGAAAAGUUUAUAACUAUAUUCGAGAGGCUGGGAACAUCGGUACGACAUUAACAUCUCUAAUGAAAUCGGUGGAUAUCCCGGAAACAGAUUUUCCUUGUUACAUUUCAUUAUUGGAAUCAAAUCAGCCAAGUAUUAUUAAGAAAGUUGGAUACAACUACAGCCGCUAUGUUUGUAGUAUUUAUGAGAAAUGUUGGUUAGUCAAGACACAUCGAACUCCUAUUUAUCGUUCCAACAAAAGGAGCAUAGACGAAUAUAUGGAUCUUGAUGAUGGGACGUCAUCUUCAGAAUUAUUUUCACAAAAUCGACGCCAAGAAAAGCAAACUUCAACUGAAUCAUUUGCCGUACCUCGGAUGUGGUAUGAUAUUAAUGGUAAUUUUAUCGAAUCAGUAUUUAGUGGAUGUCUUGAAGCGGUUUUGGGAGUUAUUAUUCAAAAGCCUGGAAUAUAUGAGUCUAAUAUACAUCGUAAACUCUCUUUGGUAAUGUCACGUUGUGAAAUUCAAGAUGUUCUUGAAGAAUUGGUCUAUCGUUGUGCUAUUACUAGGAGUUCCAUCGUUAAGCCUCAAAAAGUCUCGUUAUUUUCAAAAAGAC
This is a messenger RNA of Dentiscutata erythropus, 6385 nucleotides long. NCBI's taxonomy places the organism in Eukaryota, Fungi, Glomeromycota, Glomeromycetes, Diversisporales, Gigasporaceae. The record is from the annotation of a GenBank genome assembly.